AUGCGGGAACGGCGCCGUCGGCGCACCGGUGUUGUCGUCGCAGGACCCCAUCAAAAAGCCAAUCCCGGGCUAUCGCCCUUCAGUCUUUGCGUCUUCCCACGCGUGGGCAGGGCCGUGGCGCCGCGCGGUGCCUUCGGCCCGGCGCCACCACGGCCCCGCCCCUUCCCAGCUGGUAACCUCGACCCCGCAGGGGCGACACACAUCUAUAACUCGACCCGGCGGCGAUACACAUCUAUGGGGGCGAGUUAUAGAAUCUACAUCGCGUACAUACGGCGACGCGGACGCCCUCUGGGACGAUCACGCACUUGGCGGAAGACGCUACUACUCCGUUCUGGGGCGCGACCCGCGCCGCCGACUGUACACGGCACGUUACGGUAUCCCGCGGCGCGC
This is a messenger RNA of Iphiclides podalirius (scarce swallowtail), 390 nucleotides long. The record is from the annotation of a GenBank genome assembly. Lineage: Eukaryota; Metazoa; Arthropoda; Insecta; Lepidoptera; Papilionidae.